GCCGCGGGGCCGAGCGGAGCGGGAGCGGCGGGAGCGGCGCGCAGGAUGGCUGCAGCUCCUCCAAGCUACUGUUUUGUAGCCUUGCCCCCCUGUUCCAAGGAUGGGCUGGUGGUGUUUGGGAAGAACUCUGCACGGCCCAGGGAUGAAGUACAGGAGGUGGUGUACUUUGCUGCUGCAGAGCAUGAGCCAGGAAGCAAAGUGGAGUGCACGUACAUCGAGAUUGAGCAGGUGCCCAGGACUCACGCUGUGGUGCUCAGCAGGCCCUCCUGGCUGUGGGGGGCAGAAAUGGGAGCUAACGAGCACGGAGUGUGUGUAGCUAAUGAAGCUGUCGUGACCAGAGAACCAGCUUCUGAGUCUGAAGCCUUGCUAGGCAUGGAUCUUGUCAGACUUGGCCUAGAAAGGGGGGCAACAGCUAAAGAAGCCUUGGAUGUAAUAGUUGCUCUGUUGGAAGAGCAUGGACAAGGUGGAAAUUAUUAUGAAGAUGGGAGUUCAUGCCACACUUUCCAAAGUGCAUUUCUGAUUGUGGACAGGAAUGAAGCCUGGAUACUGGAGACUUCUGGAAAGUAUUGGGCAGCUGAAAAAAUCACAGAGGGAGUGAAAUGCAUUUGCAAUCAGCUUUCAUUAACUACAAAAAUUGAUGCUGAGCAUCCUGAACUAAGGAAUUAUGUGAAAAGUCAAGGCUGGUGGAACGGAGACUCUGACUUCAAUUUUUCUGAAGUGUUUUCUCUUGCUGAUGACCAUUUAGCCUGUUGUUCUGGCAGGGAGAGCCUAGAAAAACAAGGUGGUGACGUUUCUGCACAAGCUAUGAUUGAUGUCCUGCGUGACAAGGACAGUGGUGUCUGUGUGGACUCUGAAUCUUUCCUUACUACAGCUAGCAUAGUGUCUGUUCUGCCUCAGGACCCUAGUUUUCCCUGUAUUCAUUACUUCACUGGCACGCCAGACCCUUCAAGGUCCAUAUUUAAACCCUUUAUUUUUGUUGAUGAUGUAAAAUUAGUACCAAAAGUGCAGUCUCCUUCUUUUGGCAAUGAUGAUCCUGCUAAAAAGAUACCUCGAUUCCAGGAGAAACCAGAUCGCAGGCAUGAAUUGUACAAGGCACAUGAAUGGGCUCGAUCUCUCCUGGAGAAUGAUCAGGAUAAAGGCCAGAAACUGAUGAGGAUUAUGUUAGACCUUGAAAAACAAGGUUUAGAAGCAAUGGAAGAUAUCCUUUCUCGUACAGAGAUUCUGGAUCCAGCUGAAGUAGUGGAUCUUUUCUAUGACUGUGUUGACACAGAACUAAAGUUCUUCAAAUAAACUACAGUGGCUAUUGUUAGCCUUUUCACUGGAAGACUGCAAUGCUCUUCAAGCCUUGAAAGAAAGUCUUCACACUUGUGAUUUUGCAGGAAAAAACAUUUCUAGAGGAAAAAAUGUUACUUGCUAGCUGUAUCCAGUUAACAAAUUGCUUUCCUUUGUCCAAUCUUGUGGUGUUCCUGUUUGUGUAUGUAUAUAGUGAAAGGAGAAAGUCACUGACUGGUCCAAUUACUGUGUGCAUGCUGGCUAAUUUAGUACAGAAUGUUAAAACAUGUAUGUUGGGCAACCAAUUAAAGUAAAGAUUUAACUUCA
Messenger RNA from Melozone crissalis (California towhee), 1599 nucleotides. RefSeq names its product secernin 1 (gene SCRN1). The transcript is spliced from 9 exons. Gene Ontology annotation, biological process: proteolysis. The record is from RefSeq and is a predicted model, not a curated record. NCBI's taxonomy places the organism in Eukaryota, Metazoa, Chordata, Aves, Passeriformes, Passerellidae. Gene Ontology annotation, molecular function: dipeptidase activity; cysteine-type exopeptidase activity. The coding region runs from base 46 to 1290 and encodes 414 amino acids.